Messenger RNA from Toxotes jaculatrix (banded archerfish), 7060 nucleotides. It is a transcript of the gene snx30, whose product is annotated as sorting nexin family member 30. Gene Ontology annotation, molecular function: phosphatidylinositol binding. Lineage: Eukaryota; Metazoa; Chordata; Actinopteri; Toxotidae. The coding region runs from base 126 to 1472 and encodes 448 amino acids. The record is from RefSeq and is a predicted model, not a curated record. The transcript is spliced from 8 exons.
CAACCAGCGGAUGUAACAUCCCAACUGAAGAGACCCAGACUCCGUCUCCGCUCACCGUUUCAGCCGCGUAGAACCGGACAGCCGUUACCCACGACACCCGGCCACAUCUUCCCGCCUCCCGCAGGAUGAGUGUCGGCGCUCCGAGAGGCCUGGCCAGCUCGGGGCAGAAGCCCAUCGCGGAGAUCCUCCACCCGCUGUCCGCCGCCGAGGAGCCGCUCUCCCCGGGGCCAGAUGUUACCGUCAACGUCGGAGGGGACAAGGAAGCGGUGUUGACCAACGGCACGCCGGUGGAGACGUCGAGCCCCACCUCGGCGUCCUCGCUGUUCAACAGGCUGCAGCUGGACGACGACCUGGAAGCAGACGCCCGGGACCCCUAUGCCUCCAUGGAGACCCGUGACCUUUUUGUCACAGUCGAUGACCCAAAGAAGCACGUCUCCACCAUGGAGACCUACAUCACCUACAGAGUCUCCACCAAGACGACACGGAUAGAGUUUGACCUUCCAGAAUACAGCGUGCGACGGCGCUACCAGGACUUUGAUUGGCUGAGGAUCAAGUUGGAAGACAGCCAGCCGACCCACCUCAUCCCACCGCUGCCAGAGAAGUUUGUGAUGAAGGGCGUGGUGGAUCGUUUUUCCGAGGAGUUUGUGGAGACGAGGAUGAAAGCUCUAGACAAGUUCCUGAAGCGAGUGGCAGAUCAUCCUGUCCUCUCCUUCAACCCGCAUCUAAAUGCUUUCCUAUCUGCCAAGGAUCUGAACAAGCGUCAGGGUCUGGCCCUGCUGACCAAAGUGGGCGAGUCGGUGAAGCACGUGGCCGGAGGCUACAAGCUGAGGGCGCGGCCGGCCGAGUUCUGCGCCAUGGGAGAGUACCUGGACACCUUCAGCCAGAAACUGGGGACCAUCGACCGCAUCGCUCAGAGGAUCAUCAAAGAGCAGUCAGAGUACCUAACAGAGCUGCGUGAGUACGGCACUGUGUACUCCAGCUGGGCGGGGUCGGAGGAGGAGCUGCGGCGCCCCCUGGAGGGCGUGGCCGGCUGCGUGACAACGUGCUGCAGUUCGCUGGAGGAACAGAGUGAGAACAUGAGCCAGGACUUUCUGCCUGUACUCAGAGAGUACAUCCUCUACAUAGAGUCCAUGAAGAAUGUUCUGAGGAAGCGAGACCAGAGCCAGGCAGAGUACGAAGGACGACUAGAAGCAGCCGUAUUGCGAAAACAGGAGGACAGAACGCCUAUGCCAGUGGAGGUCGAGAAAUGCCAGGACAAGGUGGAGUGUUUCAACGCUGACCUGAAGGCGGACUGGGAGCGCUGGCAGAGCAACAAGAGGCAAGACUUCAAACAGCUUCUCACCGGCAUGGCCGACAAAAACAUCAACUACUACGAAAAGGUACGAUGGCUCCUGUGUGUGAUUACACUGCACGCUGCAAAAACAUGGGCUUUAAAUAUCUUUGGGAAGAUUUUAUUGUCUUGUGAUCAUUGAUCAAAACAUUGUUAUAGUUAGAGCAGAAACAGAAACUGUAUUGUGUUAGGAUGUAUUCACACACAGAAGAAUUUAACACACACACACACACUAACAACAAAUUAUGACAAAGGAGAUGCUGGUUUGUAUUUCUCCCACAAUAACAGUGAAAAUUGAAAAGUGUCAGUGUAGAAGUCAGCAAUUGUUUGGGCUGAGCAUCUUUUGAAAUAUACAGACACUGAGAUACCAAAGUGUUUCUAUACAAAAGUCUUUUUUGUAUAGAGGACGUUUUUAACAGCGCUGUGAUUCAAACUUAAAGAAAUGUUUUCAGUGCUCAGCACUGUGGACACAGUUCAAAAAGCAUUGAUGUCUGAUACCCAACCCUAGUCACUGUCAGUCAGGUUGCUUUACCUCCGACUACAGAUCCAUUGUAAACACAUAGUUACAAGUCAAUACUAUUAAAUAAUCAAGUAUCUGCAGCAAGCUGAGCUUUGGGACCAGAUCCAACAGAGCACUGGAUGAGCUGAAAUGAGCUGCUGUUAUUUAUCCAGGAUGGAUUCAGUGAAGAUGAGUCCUCUUUAGCAGAAAACACACAGUUACUCACAUUCACACCUGGAAGCUGCCCAGUGCAACAACAUUGUGAUCUAUUGAAGCACAGAGAGAGGUUAAGUGCUUUGCUCAUGGGCACCUAAGAGGGGUCAGUGAGGGAUAAAUGGUCACAUAGGGUCAGGAAGAAUAGAAAACUGGUUUCUUAACAUUACUGGUGAUAGUGAGAAUGAAGCCACAGCUGGGCAGAAAAUGCAAAGGAAAAAAAAAAAGAAACUGGCAUGAAACUGCCUCUGACUCUUCCUGCCUUUUCCCUUCGCCUCAUUCUUUCCCUCCGUCGGCUGACUCUCCACCCAUUUCCCUCACCCUCCGCAGUGCCAGGCAGCAUGGGAGUCGCUCAUAACUCUCCUCCAGGACAAACAGACUGAGGAUAAAACGAGUGAGACGAACUGAAAUAUCUCCUCAUGUCUCUGCCCCCCAUCUCUCUCUCCCUCUCUGUAUCACACAAACACACACACAAACACAAACACACUAACACACUCAUGCCAAGGACCAACCGGGCAGCAGAAACUGUUGGACUUUCGCCCCGUUCUCUCAUGAGAUGAUUGUACGGAGGGGGAGUCGUCUCUCUGAGUGAUAUGACCUACGAAAUAGGUAAUGAAUGGUGCUUUCAAGGACAGCAGGGAAAGAGGAGAGACCUACUAUGUACAGAUUUCUGUUUUCUUUUUUGUUGUUGUUCUUAAUGACUUUUUCUACUUCAUAUUUCCAAUUAACAGUCGGUUGCCAAUGCUAUUUGUGUUUAUUUAACUGCGGUCUCAGAGGAUAACUCUUCUUCUGCAUUGCAGAAGACAUUUUUGAGGGCAGAUACUGAUAUUUUGAGUGGGUGUGAAGUAUCUUAAAUUAAAGUACAACUAUUCGGAGCAUGCCCAAGAUUUAUUUCCCUGUCGGGUUGCCUCUGAAAACUUAACACUAAAACUCUCAGCUGAAACAAGACUCAUGAAAUUCUUUUUCCUCUCCUAAAGGCAUCAUAUUGGCUGUAAAUAAGAGGCCAAUCUGUUAUUCUUAACAACCAUAUUCACAAUGUUUCAGCUCAUAAAAUCUUGUAUUUGCCAUUUCUGUUGACCAUUUUCCUUAAGUUUAUAAAGUUUACAGUUUUCCCACGUUCCCUGGAACCACUGUUCCAACUCAAGUCAACAAGUCAACUUGCAGAGAUAUUUAACUUGCUGUGUCAUCAGAGGUUCAUGACCUGGCCCUGUGGUCUGAGCAGAAGGCCAAAGAAAAAGCAGGAGGCGCCUCUGUUAGUUCUACAAAUGGAAGCUUGUGGAUUUUUGUUUUUGGCCCACACCUUUACAGAUAGACAGGAUUCAAAGCUACAUUUGACAGUGACGGCACAGGUGUGGGUGUCUGAGUUGAAUGAGUUUGAUUUUGUUAUACAUUUGUGUUCUGAGUACAGUGCAGCAGCACCAUCUGGUGUUCGAACUAUAGUUUUCAUCCUCUUGAAACUGGUGGCUGGUGGCUGAGCAGCGUGCUACCUCUGCUGGUUUCUUGUUUUGUUUUGUUUUUUAUCACGGCCAUUUGUUGCCUGCGGUAGCGACCUCAUCUUCCUCUGGAGGCACAGGCUUUAACUCAGUUGGGGAUGCAAAAUGGCACACCAGGCAGAUUUAAUGAAAAAGACAGAGAGAACUGAAGGUGAAGGUGAAGACUUCACUGGUAGACUUUUAUUCUCUUUAAACAAGUGGAAACAAUCAGGUCUCAGUGUUUUUGCAGAACUUUUAAGAGUCAAAGGGCAUUUUCUUGCAGUCAUCUGCCUCAGUGACUCAUAUACAUAAGAUCUCUGAAACAGAAACAAAAAAAGACAUUGCUUUGGCAUUAUCACACCCCACUAAUAGAAACUGUGUCUUGCUUUAAGAAAAGUAACUUGAUUGCUGGAUAUGAGGAGUCUUUAGUUUGCAGAGUACAGAGUUUAGAGCUGUCAGGUGACUUUCUUAAACAUGUUCAUGCUGCUGGCUUACGGAGAUAUAAACAACAUUUAGGCUUCUGGUAAAUCUCUGUUGAGGAGUUGGAUAAACCGGUUCUCUAAAAAGUUUUAGGAGUGCUCCUCGGGUCUGAGCCAGGCAUUUCAAAAACUACAUUCUGAGUUAUACACCCUUUACGGUAAAAGCUAAUGCCACUAGUUUUCAGUAAACAUUUUAUUUCUCCUAGUAUGAAUCUGAUUGACUCCGCAAUGUAAACAUUUUUUGGUUGUGUUGAAGCCGGUAAUGGAGAAGAAGAUGUGACUUUGUCUGCUUAGCUGUGACUCACGGGAGACAUUUUUAAGAAGGUGUAGUUGCACAGCAGCACGUAUGACCAACAGCUUUUUUUUUUUUUUUGCGUCACACUGGUUUUGUUUUUUUUGUUUUGUGUUUUUUCCCUUUUUUUUUUGCUGACUCUGAUUUUUGCUGAUGUGGCCUUGCCUUCAAGGAAAAAUCUGUUCUGAGGUAUUUUGAUACUCUUCUAUACGUAAUCUUUGCUGAACCCACUAUACUUAUAUCCAUAUAUACAUAUAUCCUAUCUUUCCCUCCGUCCUCUGCCAGCUCAUUACUUUCAGCAUAAAGUAGCAAAAACUUGACCAAUGAAACCAGGGCAGACUCAGUCAUGUCACAUCUUCCCAGAACCACAUUUACAAAAACGUCUUACCCAUCUUCGGUUACUUAUGGCAGAGAUAUCACCAUCUUUGAGCCUCAUAAACAUGAAGAGUUUCUUUAGCGUCCUUUCAUUUAUUUUCCGGAUAUUCAGGAAUAAGGGGCAGUUGGGGCAGUGAUAUAGCAAAAUCUUUGUGCUUCUAGAGGCUUUAUUAAUAUAAAAAUCUCUUUAGUUUUGUUUCUUUUCACUGAUAUCCUUUUAUCAGAUCCUAUUGGAUACCUCUGACUUUGAGCUGAUGUCACUUUACUGAGCCUACCCUCAGUGUAGCCAAAUGCCAGUACAGAUGACAGCGUCUGCUUGGUGGUUUUAGUACUUUUAGUUCUCUUUUCUCUUUUUAUUUCCUUCAUUUCCCUUGAGCUUUAAAACCAUGAAGCAGCUACUGCUUCCUCUUACUACCAGAAGUCGGCAAGUUGGCUCAUGGGAAGCAUUGUGUUUUUAAUUGUGCCCGUCGAAUGCAGCCAGUUAGGCGGAGUGAGAGUAGAGUAGCUGUGGUCCGGUGUCGAGGCAGCUACAGCAGACAGUACUACGGAUGCACUGAUGCUAAAUGGCUAAAAUACUGUAUUUGUAUGUCAGAAUACCAAAAAUUUAAAAUCCUGUAUGAGGAGCCAGAGUCAGAAGUGCUUCUGUAUUGUCUGGUUCUUGCCUCACUACUAUAUUUUAAAAAUGGUUUAUCCAAGCCUCAGAGACCAAUUCACCAUUAUUCCAUUAUCAAUGUCAGGAAUUCAGGAAAGAUAAAGCAGGCAAACUUAAAAGGUACCUUGUAGACUUUUUGAUAGGGCUUAUUCCCUGAUUUGUUUGUAUCUCAAGGAAACACACAAAGCGUUUUUUGUAAGAAAAACUGAAUGUAAGCAGAAAUGUGUUUGUUUACAGGAAAACUCUUCAAAAUCCAUUCACCCUCUCAUAGUAGCUCACUGCACUGGUGACCACCGUGAGAAGUGAUGCAGCAGUGAGCAUCUGACUCUUUCUAGCAAACAUAAACAUUUCAACCAGUAGCUAACGUUCACUCUAACCCAGGUACAUUUUAAUAUGUUGACUUGUUAGAGAACUAAGGUAGAGGAAAUGUAGCAAAUAAACGUUUUUUUUAAAAAAAAAAGAUCUGAUAGGAUAUAAAGGGUAACUCUUUUUCUUUCAGUUCAGUUUUAUUUACCGUAUCAGAUCGGUACUUGGUAUCUGUUUGUUUAUAGCUGAGCACUGUGAAUCGCUGCCAUCGGGGCAGUGAUUUAUAAAAAAAAAAAAAAAAAAAAGUGGCAUCGGUGCAUCUGUAGACUUUCCUGCUCUUUGGUGUAAAUGAAGUAACUGUACCACUGUACCGACCUGAUGAAGUGACCUGACCUGAGCAUGCACAACUUCUGAGAUCGUUCAGACUUUAUUGAAAUUUAUUUUUGCUCUAAUGGCAAUAUUCUGUAUAUUCAAUAAUAUUCAAUAUACCCCAAUGUACAGCUGAAUUAUAUACGGUACAGCUGAGUCUAUUUUUGUAUAAAAAGAAGGGGAUUGUUGUCAGGGUUCCAGUGAGUCGUGAAUAUUACUAUAAUACAUUUUAGAAGGGAUUUUGGAGAUUUGUAACAACCAUUUAAUUUGGCAUAACCAAAAUAUAAGGAAUUCUUUUUUUUUAUUUAAUUUUUUGAUGCUCGUUGGAACCCCAAUGAUAGCUUUCUGAUGAAUUUACUUCUCCUUAUUCAGAGCCAUUGUAAACGCCCCAUCUUAUACUGUGUGCCUGCUGAUUUAUUUUGCACUAUAUACACAGCUCCACCCCAUGGCAGAAACGUACGCUGGAAAAAUAAAAAUAAAAUCAAGCUAAAUUUUCUUUCUUUCUGUUGCCAAAAAUGACUAUAAAUAGUGUGGAGCUGGUGGAGACAUAUUUUGUGUAUCAGUUUUGAACAUUCUGUAAUAAUAAGAAAGGCAUCGGCUGUAUAGCUGAUUCAAGUUAAAUCACCAAACAGGGACGACUAUGAUGGCUGCCACUGUACGAGCCUAUAAAGAAGGGAGAAUUGUUUGGGGGGGGUGCGAGUUUUGUUUUCCUUUAACGUACAAAUCAAAUGUUUCUAAGCCAAAUGUCCCCGUCUUUUCCUCCUGUCUUCCUCACACAUGAAGAGAGAAUCUGAUUUGCAGCACAGGAUAAACCUGAUCAAUCAAACCUGUACGAAAGGUUGAAAGUCAGAUGACUUACAAACGUGUGAAUCUAGCUUCAGUCUUUUUAUUUCUGUUCCUCCCCAGUGUGUACUGUUUACGUUCAGAGUUCUUAUUGUACAUUUGGAUGUGAAUAACAUCUGGUUGUAAUUAUAAAUAAGCUUGUAUAUUGAUGUUGUUUUUGAUGCAAUUUAUCUUUACCUCAAAUGAUUUUUUUGGAUAUAUUGGACCAAUAAUAAAGAACAGCGAAUUCA